Haliotis rufescens (red abalone) is the source of this 1461-nucleotide messenger RNA. RefSeq names its product sorbitol dehydrogenase-like. Gene Ontology annotation, biological process: D-sorbitol catabolic process. The record is from RefSeq and is a predicted model, not a curated record. NCBI's taxonomy places the organism in Eukaryota, Metazoa, Mollusca, Gastropoda, Lepetellida, Haliotidae. Gene Ontology annotation, molecular function: L-iditol 2-dehydrogenase (NAD+) activity; zinc ion binding. The coding region runs from base 109 to 1206 and encodes 365 amino acids. The transcript is spliced from 8 exons.
AAGUGGUCUGUGUGACAGAAAAUAGGUAGCACCACUUUAAUCCAUUUCAUGACCUAGUUCACCUAGCUGUGACCUCACGUGAUAAAUACCAGCUGCACUACAUACCACAUGGAAAGGGUUGAAUGCAUCAAAUGUGUGUCACAGCCAGUGAUAAUCUUCCGUCAUAUAUACAUAUAUACCCAGCAUGGCGGUUCAACACAACGAGGCAGCAGUUCUCCGCGCAGUCAAAGAUCUGGUGAUCAAGUUCUGCUACGAAUGGGUUCUGUUGGGAUCUGCGGAUCUGACAUCAUGUACUGGCAGCGUGGCGGCAAUAGGAGAUUCAGGCUUGAGGCCCCGAUGGUUAUCGGCCAUGAGGGCAGCGGGACUGUGGCCAAGGUCGGGUCAAAGGUCAAAACUUUAAAAAUAGGAGAUCGCGUGGCGAUAGAGCCUGGCACGCCGUGCCGCCAGUGUUUCCAGUGCAAGCAAGGCACCUACAACCUCUGCCCGGGCAUCACGUUCUGUGCCACACCCCCUGAUCAUGGAAACAUUUGCCGUUAUUACAAACACGCUGAAGAUUUUUGUUUCAAACUACCUGAUCACGUGACUUUAGAUGAAGGUGCACUGAUGGAGCCACUCUCUGUCGCGAUCUACGCAUGUCGCCGAGGGGAAGUAACUCUUGGAUCAAAACUACUGAUCUGUGGAGCAGGUCCUGUGGGAAUCCUGUGCAUGAUGGCGGGGAAAGCGGCUGGGGCCUCACAGGUUUUAAUCACAGAUAUAGAUGACAACAGACUGAGGAUGGCCAAAUCACUCGGGGCAGACCACACAAUUAACGUGAAUGGACGAGAUAAGCUUGAAGUUGCUGGUGAAAUCGAGGCUUUGAUGGGCGGUCAACCGGAAGUGACGAUUGAGUGUAGUAGCGUGGACUACAGUUAUGUUCUGGGAAUUCAUGCGACGCGGCCAGGCGGGUGUCUAGUGGUCGUGGGACGACCGUCACAGCAGACCGUGCUGCCAUUAGACGAGGCCUUCAGGAAACAAGUGGACAUGAAGGGCGUCUUCAGAUACACAAACUGUUAUCCAGCUGCACUAGCGAUGAUAUCUACGGGCAAGAUCAACGUCAAACCGAUGAUAACGCAUCAUUUCACCCUAAACGAGACUUUGCGUGCUUUCGAAACUGCUAUAUCACAUGACGCUAAAGCCGUCAAGGUCAUCAUCCAUUGUGAUCAGUGACCAGUCGUACUUCCAUUAAUACCGGCGAAAUCAGGAUGAUAGUAUGUUUUUGUACAUGAAUGUGAUUGUGUAAGAUUCUACGAAAUAGAGCAUUUCUGAAUCUAUAGGCGACCAAGAGUCAAGCACUACCCAAGAAUGUGCAUGACACUACUCUAAUUACCGUGUUUCCUCUGUUCCAAUGCACGCCCGCCAGUCAACAGAUACGCACACUUGUCUUCUCUGAUAUUGUAAUAAAAAACGUGUGAGGAAGUGCUA